Molecule: messenger RNA, 1306 nt
Organism: Grammomys surdaster
Lineage: Eukaryota; Metazoa; Chordata; Mammalia; Rodentia; Muridae
Gene: C2cd4b
Product: C2 calcium dependent domain containing 4B
Exons: 2
Coding region: 115-1137 (340 amino acids)
Source: RefSeq, a predicted model, not a curated record
GGAGCCCUAGCUCUGAAUUAGACGUCACCUGCUUUGUUCCUGCAGUCGGACCCAGUGAGACUGAAGAAGAAAAGGCACUCUUGUAUCCGCCACGCUUGGGCAUAAGCUAGAAGGAUGAGGCUUCUCGGUCGACUACGCUCCUCCACUCCUGAGCCUACCUUCUCCAACGUGCUCACCCCGGGCCGCAUCCCAGAGUUCUGCAUCCCUCCGCGGCUGCCGGGCCCCUGCGCUCCCGAAUCACCGCUCCUGGCCGCCGCACUGCCUUGGCGCUGCGCGGCCGAACCCGACCUAUGGCCGCGCACCCCUGAAGACCGCGAGGACGGUGACGACGACGGUGCGGGUCGCACCGACUGGGACCCGCGCUCCCAGGCUGCGCUCUCGCUGCCGCACCUGCCGCGCGCGCGCACCGUUUACGGCUUCUGUGCGCUGCUCGAGAGCCCGCACACGCGCCGGAAGGAGUCGCUCUUCCUCGGCCACCCGGGCAGCCCGCGGCUGGGACUUCGCCACCGUGCGCACACUUACGCGUGCCCGCGCCGAGCCUCGGACUCUGAGCUCAAUGCCCCGCGCGUUCUGGACUCAGCCCCACCAGCCGCUCCUGUGCCCUGUAUGCGCCGCCUCCUGCACGCCCCCGAAGGUCUCCUGAGCCGAGCGCUGCGGGGCCCCCGACGUGCGGCCAGCGCGCGCCCAGCGUCCAGCGGCGACGAGCACGAGCGCGCCUCCUCCUGCGCGCCCCCGGCCCCCACCGGCCCGGAUGCCGAGCGCCUGAAAGCCGAGGCCAGCGUGGCUCUGGGCCGCGGAGGUUGCACGCUGCGCCUGGCGGCCGAGUACUGUCCGCGCAGCGCCUGCCUCCGCCUCCGCCUGCUGCGCGCUGAGGGCCCGGCCACCGCGCUCGAGCCCCGCGCCCUGGGCUGCCGCCUCAGCCUGGUGCUGCGGCCGUCGGGCCAGCAGCGCGCCAGUGUGGUCCGCCGCAGCCGCAAGGCCGCCCUGGACCAGGACUGCUGCUUCGACGGCCUCCCGGAGGAGCUGCUGCGCCGCCUGGCCGUGCGCAUCAAGGCCGAGAGCAAGGGCCGCGGGCUGGAGCGCGGACGACCGCUGGGCCAGGGCGAGCUGCUGCUGGGCUCCCUGCUACUGCUCUGAGCCUGGCUUCCCUGGCGCCCUGGACACCUAAGUCGCUUGGCCCUGAGAUUCACAGAAACUCUUGGCCCUGGACACUGAAGGCCUCUUGGCUCUGGGUCACACACAGCCUUUUGGCUCUGGUACACUUUCUCUUUUGUACAAAAUAAAAUUUAUUUAUUUUUCUAUUUAU